Molecule: messenger RNA, 1284 nt
Organism: Seminavis robusta
Lineage: Eukaryota; Bacillariophyta; Bacillariophyceae; Naviculales; Naviculaceae
Source: the annotation of a GenBank genome assembly
AUGAUGAUCACUUUCAUUGCCCUGUCCCUCCUUGGCAGCUUGUCUUCUGCCAAGGCUCAAACUGUUACAUACAAUUCUUCUCCUAACUUGGCGAUCCCAGGAGCUGGACAAGAUAGGGGUAGGGUUAGUGACAGCAUCUUUGUAGAUGCCAGCUUUGAAAUCUGUGACGUCGACAUUUCAGUGGACAUCACCCACACUUGGACUGCUGACUUGGAGCUUGAUCUCACCAUGGAUGGACCAGACCCAACAACUGACCCUGUUGAUGUGAUUCGGCUUCAAUACGAUGAUUGCGGGUCCAGUGAUGACCUUGUUGUUACUUUCGAUGAUUCCGCUACCGAAAGUCUGAAUGGAGCUAGUAGCACCAAUAACCUUUGUAAUCAAGAUGGACUAGAGGUUCAGCCGGAGGAGGCUCUUUCUACUUUCAAUGGCCACCAAUCCAUUGGUUACUGGACAUUAGACAUCAAUGAUGAUGCUGUUGGCGACACAGGAACACUUAAUUCUUGGUCUAUUACCCUCACAGCCUGUGAAACAAUCACGGAUGGUGCUGGCACUGGCGACCCUCACUUCAAGUCCUGGGCUGGCAAGUGGUUUGAUUUCCAUGGAGAGUGUGACUUGGUCUUUGUUGACAGCCCCAAGUUUGGACAUGGAACUGGAUUGGCCAUCCACAUUCGAACCAAGGCCCGGUACCAGUACUCUUACAUUGAGUCUGCUGCUGUUCAAAUCGGAGACAGUGUUCUAGAGGUUGGUGAAUAUGGUAGCUACAUGUUGGAUGGCAUCUCCAAUGCUGAUCUGGACUCUGAGAAACUUGACAGUUACACUGUUACCCACAAGAAGAUCAACUCCAAGCAAGAUGUUUUCACCAUUGAGCUUGGAGAGGGAAAGCAGAUUGUCAUUCAAUCCUUCAAGGACCUUGUCAGUGUCAAGACAGUUGGUGCCAGCUUUGAAGAGUACCGUGGAAGCCAAGGACUCUUGGGAGAGUUUGGAACUGGCAAGUUGCUGUCCCGCAAUGGAACCAUCAUGACUGAUCCAGAUGCCUUUGGCAAUGAAUGGCAAGUCCUUGAAACAGAACCCAAGCUCUUCCAAACAGCCAGAUUCCCCCAGCACCCAGUGCAAUGCAGUAUGCCUGGUCCUGAAAGAGAUGGACGCCGCCGCCUUGGCGAAUCCACCAUUUCCAUGGAAGCUGCUGAGGAGGCAUGUGAGCAUUGGGGAGACUUGAAGGACCAAUGUGUCUAUGAUGUCAUGGCUGCUGAAGAUUUGGAGCUUGCCGAAGCUGGAGCAUUCUAA